AUGAAUAGCUGCCGUGGUCACCGUGUUAUCUCACUUGAACAUUCUUUCCAGUCACCUGAUCCCCAAGAGCGUCUUCUCGUCUCAGCUGUAUCGAUAACUCUCCCCUUGAAAGUCUUCGUGGGAAAGAAAAAAAUGAAUAAAGAAAACGAAGUCCUAAAAGAUCUGGUGAGGGCAGACUUGGCUAAUUCCACUGCUGCCUCAAAUCUUGCCUUCAAUGAGAAGGUAAAGGCAAUGAUAAAAUCGGGAAGGAAUGUUUACCACUUUGCAUUCGGCCAGUCUCCGUUCCCCAUUCCGCCCUGUUUAGUGAAGGCCAUGCAAGAGUAUGCUCAUGUGCACGAUUAUUUACCCAUGACAGGCAUUCUUGAACUCCGAGAAGAGCUGGUCAACUUCCACGCCCGCUACGACCACCUCGCCCUAGACGUAGACAGCAUGGUGGUUGGACCAGGCAGUAAAGAACUCAUUUACCUGACCAUGGCAACUUUUAGCGGAGAAAUCCUGCUUCCCGCACCCGCCUGGACGACCUACGCCCCCCAGGCUCGACUCGCGGGGAAGGAGACCAGGAUCCUGCAGACGGACCGCGCCAGGGGAUGGAAACUGACGCCGGAGGUUCUGGAGGAGGCGGGGCAGCGGGGGACGUCGAGGAAACUGCUCAUCUUGACUAAUCCGGGGAAUCCGACUGGGACUUGUUACAAGGAGGAGGAGUUGAAGGCGCUCAGCUCUGUCUGUCGCCGCUACGGAAUCCUUGUCCUGAGCGACGAAAUUUACGCCCGACUCACCUUCGAUAGAAAAUAUUCGUCCAUGGUGAAGUGGUAUCCCGAAGGCACUAUUCUGACGUCAGGCUUCAGCAAAUGGGCGUCGGCAGGAGGGUGGAGGCUCGGGUACGCCCACUUCCCCCCCGCCACUAGGCCGCUCAUGGAGGCCGUCAGGAAUGGGGCUUCCCACACCUACUCCUGUGCUCCGGCGCCCAUGCAGUAUGGCGUGGCGAAGGCGCUGCGAGACCAUAAGGAGGAGCUCGACCGAUACAUGACCGACUGCAGCAGGAUCCUGGGGGCGGUAGGGAGCUUCUGCCACAGAGAACUGUCCAGCGUGGGCGUGGGCGGGUGUGAGAGUGAAGCUGGCUACUACUUCAUGCCAGACUUCGAGAUAGUCCGAGAGGGCCUGCGUGCUCGAGGGAUGUCCACGGGAGACCACAUGUCCAAAUCGAUGUUGGAGGAAGCUGAUGUGGCCGUAAUGUCCGCCCACGCUUUCCUACGCCCGCCGGAGGAGUUCACGACCCGCUUUUGCUUCGUGUGUUUCGAUGGUUCGAACGCCCUCGAGAUCGCUCAGGGAAUGCCAGCGUCCCAACCCCUUGGCGAUGACUUCGUUCGCCAGUAUUGCUCUCCGGUCGUCGAGGGGGUUGAGCGGUUGAAGUCUUGGGUUUUGAAACAUACUGUUUGAGAUGGAUGUCGGGCUUGCAGUUAGCCAGGGUAGUAAAUAAAGGACUAAUAUUUAAAAAAAAAAAUAUUGGGGUUGCAGUUAGCCAGGGUAGUAUAUAUAAGGACAUAAUGAAAAAAAUGGGGUUUGGACUUUUCUUCUUCUUUUUCUUCUUGUUCUGCUUUUGUUGUUUUUUAUGUAAGGUUAUUUUAUUGAGGUUUCUUUUUGGGGGGAGGUCUAUCUGAUCGGUUUUGUCUCUCUCUCUCUCUCUCUCUCUCUCUCUCUCUCUCUCUCUCUCUCUCUCUCUCUCUCUCUCUCUCUCUCUCUCUCUCUCUCUCUC
Messenger RNA from Penaeus indicus, 1753 nucleotides. RefSeq names its product aspartate aminotransferase-like. The coding region runs from base 1 to 1437 and encodes 478 amino acids. The record is from RefSeq and is a predicted model, not a curated record. NCBI's taxonomy places the organism in Eukaryota, Metazoa, Arthropoda, Malacostraca, Decapoda, Penaeidae. The transcript has 11 exons. Gene Ontology annotation, molecular function: pyridoxal phosphate binding; catalytic activity. Gene Ontology annotation, biological process: biosynthetic process.